AUGGCUAGCAGACGAACUUUUCAUCUUAAAGAUGUGUUGCUAGACCCUGGUUUGCCGGCCGAUGCCAAAAUCGAAGAGCUGAACGGCUUCAAGGGCCACGUUAAGAAAGAACUUGUACACGAGCCGUCGAUCUCAGGGUAUUUCGAGGCUCUAUGUUCCUUGAUGGAAAAUGCGGAUUCUGAGGAUAAAAGGGUAGUAGCACUUUCCCAUUCGGCGGUGUGUUACCUUAUGAAAAGGGUCGCCAUGCAGGCGCCUGCUCACAUCGACGAAAAAUCGAUUAUGAGAUUGGGGCCCGCUUUACUGUCCACCAUUGGUGGAGAUCGCAAAAUCUGGUCAGGAUCUGUGAAGGCGCUGGAAGCCAUUUAUCUUGCACAGCCUAAGAGUUUCGAGGCCUGUCUGGAACGAUUUUGCCUUCGAGAUGCAACUCGAAUUCCCACACUUUUGUUCGUGGACGAGCUGGUAGUCAUGCAUCAGCGCAACAAGCAAAAUCCCCUUGAAACGCUUAACCAGUUCAAGUCUCUUUUUUUAAUCGCGUUGAAUGUACCCGAGGGAUUGACUUUGCAAGAUGUAGGACUCGUACGAGACAUCUUGUCAAAAUACUACACAAAACACUCAAUGAUUGUGUUUUCGAAAGGUAUCAAGAAAGAUACUACCAGGAGUACAUUCCUUGAGUCUCACACGACAUCUGAUGUAGGCCCCGUGGGCUCUUCGCAAAAUGAAGAAGAGAAAGAGGCAGAUACUUUCAACGAAGCGCAAGAAUUACAAUCUUUGAUAAAGGAACACUCAUCCACCUCAGACGAUUUGAAAGCCACAAAUUAUGUGACAAUAGAGUCUUUAAAGAAGGAUUUAGAGGAAAUUACAAGUCCUUUCAUGGCCAACAAGGAAACCGAGCAAAAUUGGAGAAGACGUCAAGAGAGCGUGAUACAAUUACGUUCAAUUGUCAAGGGCAACGCGCCCACGUAUUUUGAAGAUGAUUUCAUAUAUAUGCUCAAGGAAUUUCAGGUGCCAGAUUGUCUCUCCAAAGCUGUCUAUUCCCUGAGAACGUCUCUGUCGGUAAACGGGUCCAACUUAAUCAAAGAAUUGGCGCUCAGAGUUGGAGAAGGUUUAGAUCCCUUGGCUGAGUCUAUUUUCAAUCCUUUGAAAGGUUUACUUUCCGCGAUGAAGAAAAUAUCAUCGCAAAAUUCAUUUACUUCCAUUUGUGUUUUACUCUCUGGGAUUUCGUUCCACUCCAGGAUAUUCCAACAGUGUGCUCAACUCAGCAGAGAUAAGAACACAGCUCCUAGAUCUUUUUGUGCGAUCUUUUUGCGUAUCUUUAUCAUUAGAUUUCAUAUCAAGUUGGAAACCUACAUUCCCCAAAUUUGCGAAUGGAUGAAGAGAAGUCUAUCAGAUGCACAGACCAGAGUACGAGAAGAGAUGCGAACGACUUUUUGGUACUUUUACAAAGUAUACCCAGAGCACGCCAGUCCAAUUUUAGAAGGUCUAUCAGCGCAACUGAAGCGCGCUUUGGAAGCCUCAAUACCGAAACAUUUGGGCGUCGAUUAUUUACCUUCUUAUAACGUCUCAUCCGAGUCAUCGCGAAGAUCGAGUCUUGGCUACAAAACCCCCAGUUUUGCCAACGGAAUGCAACCAUCUCAGCUGCAAAGAAAUUCAGGCUUGCGUUCCGCAAGUGAUCCCGCAGGUCGUUCGACGUCGCAAGCUUUACCACACAGUAGCAGAGAGAGAAGGCACUUCUCUCCGAUGACUUUUUUGAACCGUAACUCAGGUCAUUCGGUUGCGCCUACGAAAACCUCAAAUUUAGACACAUCAUCACCGCCCAGCCCCAAUGGUCACAUUGACCUCACGAAUGAAUUAACGCAAGACCAGUCCAAUUCGCUCAUUAAAAAAUAUCUGGGCGCGGCGCCUAAUAGUGAUCGCAAGCUUUCUCAAUCAAGGCAUGAAAUUGACGAGAUGCUAAAAUACCUGGAUUCUGACCUCGCCAAUGACAGAUCGCAAGGUUUGCAAUUGCUCAGAAAUUUACUUUUACUUGACGUUCGCUUACCUUGUGACCAAAUCAAAAGUUCAAUGAGCCAGCUAAUGACAGAAACGUCUUCACAAAUGAAGGACUUAUUGAGGACUCAAGAAUUCUUCAGGUUGAUUGACUUAGAAACUUAUAUCGAGCUCUCGGCAAUCAAUAAGGAAAACCCACAGUUUUUGGUCCAAAAUAGAGAUGCAUCCGAAAUUGUUGAUGCGGUUAUUCUUCUUUUAAACAAAACGCACGUUGACCAUAGAGACUCAUCCAUGCAUUACAUCAAGUACAGACGAGUGAUUGCCGAUUUUUGCUUAGUGGUUGUCGAUUGCCUGAUAUCAAAUUUCACUGUUAUUGACGAUGUUGUUUUCAAAGCUGUGACAUCACAGAUCAUAAACAUUUACGGUGGCGAAUUGAACACUGAACUCUAUUCAAAUGUGCUCUUUCACCUGUGGUCUCAUGACAAACGUGCGUUUGUUGCAAUUCUCACGAACGCCCCUCACUACACGAAGUCAAGCAUAGGUCGAGAAUUGGCGGCUAGAUGCUCCGAGUUUCCUUUGAACUCUAUAAACCUCGAGGAGGAUUCUAAUGAAAUAAUAGUUCCGGAAGAAAAGUUCUGCAUGGAAAUGACAAUGGUGAAUCCUCUUUUGACGAGAAAGAGAACAAAUAGUACGAGCAGCGUUGUCAUCAAUGAUUUAAAGGAAGUUGGUUAUAAAGGAAACGAAGAAAACGGAAGGGAAUUAUCAGAAAACGUUACUAAUCACCCCAUUGUACCGUUAAUGGAAGAAGAAGGAUUUACAAAGUUUGGUGGUUUCUCAAAACUGAGUGGAAUGACUAGAAUUGUGAGCUUGUAUGAAAAGGAUGAAUUGGAGGAACAGCAUGACGAGCAUGUGUCAAAACUCGACUUUGAGGGGGAUACCAAUAUGUCUGCUGGGCGGGUUUCAAAUGAUGAGAAUGCUCAAAAUGUCGAUUUGAGUGACAUCUUCAACCAGAAUGGUGUAAUUGCACGUCCCACCGAACAGAGGACGAAUGCUAAUGAGCAGCUAUUUCCUGUGAAUGAUGCGCUGGAGGAUAAGACUUCAAAUAGAACCAAUGACGAAUUAAAAGUCAAAGAAUCCCAAUCAAAUACCCCCAUGGAAGGUUCAGACUACGAUUUGGCAAAUGUGCUCGAUGAAAUGCAUAUAAAAAAGGAAGAGGAAAAUUCGUUCCUGGCAUCAUCUCGCCGAGCCAGCAAUGAUUUAGACAUAAUGUCGCAUAUUCCAUCUGGAACGGUGCUUGCUCACGAACUUAACGAUAUUCUGGAUCGCGCGAAUCAUGUACUUCAGUUGGAUGAUUUAUCGAGGGCGCAAGACUGCGUCUUGCAAGACUUAUCUUCAGUGCCCACGUCGAAGGUUGACGAGAUUAUCCAUUUUUUACUUCGUGCGAAUGAAUGCCACGAGUUUGUUGAUUGGCUCAUAGCACAAAAUGGAUAUCAGGACUUAUGUCAGUUGAGCUCCAUAAUCCUCGAUUAUUUGGCGUCAGCGUUUACCAGUGCCACCGAAUUAUAUUCUCAAUGCGUCCAAUUGACGAUAUGCGUGAUAAUUUUAGGUGGGAAAACGCCUUUCAACAAACUACGAAAAGAACAGAUCAAGAUGCUUUACGAGUUCAUGUUCAAGUCUGUGGCAGUUCUUUGCUCUACUGAAAAUGAUUUUUUUUAUCUCCUGUGUGAAGAUGCUAGAGAUCUCCUGAUAGAAACUAACUGCACGUGGAACCAUUAUCAACAGGCAGCUGAGCCUCUUCUCGAAUCCGAAAAUGAAGUAAGUGACACACUGAUGUCAUUCAUUGCGGAGUCGUUUAUUCAGUUGUUGCAGAAUAGCGCUCUUGAUGAAAAAAAUGUAACCUUUAUGAAAGAUCAGGCUUUGCGCCUUUUGAGCAGCGAAGACACGAAAUUGCGAAAGGCCGGAUAUUCGUAUCUCGCCCUACUUUGGCAGCGGUGUGAGGAUAAGAGCACCGCUAUUUGGUUUCUCGAACUUCCAGUUUCUCGACAAAACCUCAUCAAGUUACUUUCUACGGGUUUACCAUCGAAACACGAAAGUUAA
Molecule: messenger RNA, 4083 nt
Organism: Lachancea mirantina
Lineage: Eukaryota; Fungi; Ascomycota; Saccharomycetes; Saccharomycetales; Saccharomycetaceae
Source: the annotation of a GenBank genome assembly